UCUCAUCAGCACUUCCUACUCUUCUUCUUCUUCUUCUACCAUUUAUAGCUCACACAACGCUACCUACCUACACCUCACUUAACUGCUAUUUUGGUCUAAACCAGUUAUACCCUUUUGCAGUAAUCACUUCUAAAUGGCUGAUUUAGGCUCAGCCUCUUCCAGGAGAAUGUGGUGUUCCAUUCCUGAAAGAAUGCAGCUGCAUGUGGCCAUGCUGGCCUUGCAGUUUGGCUAUGCUGGCUUCCAUGUCGUCUCAAGAGCUGCCCUUAACAUGGGUGUCAGCAAGCUUGUUUUCCCUGUCUAUCGUAACAUCAUUGCCUUGCUUCUACUCCUUCCCUUUGCCUACUUCUUGGAAAAGAAGGAGAGGCCAGCUAUCAGUUUAAACUUUGCCUGCCAGUUCUUUUUUCUGGCACUUGUUGGGAUUACAGCAAACCAAGGUUUCUACUUGCUUGGGUUGGAGAACACAUCUCCUACCUUCGCAUCAGCAAUACAGAACUCUGUCCCAGCAAUUACAUUCCUCAUGGCAGCCAUUUUCAGAAUAGAGCAAGUGAGAUUGAACAGAAAAGACGGGCUGGCAAAGGUGGUGGGAACCCUUUUGUGUGUAAUUGGGGCCACUGUGAUCACACUUUACAAAGGUCCAACAAUAUACAGCCCAGCAACCCGUGUGAACAGCAUGAACAGCAACACAAUAACAACACCAGUGUUUGAUUUUGGAACACUCUCACUGGGAGAUGCAAAGGGAAAGAACUGGACCCUGGGAUGUUUGUACCUGAUUGGACACUGCUUGUCUUGGUCUGGUUGGCUUGUGCUGCAAGCACCAGUUUUGAAGAAAUACCCGGCUCGUCUCUCUUUCACUUCCUACACCUGUUUCUUUGGCCUCUUGCAGUUCCUGGUCAUUGCUUUGGUCCUUGAAAGAGAUGCACAGGCUUGGCUUUUCCACUCUGGUGGAGAAGCUUUCACAAUUUUAUAUGCGGGAGUGGUGGCAUCUGGAAUUGCCUUCGCUGUUCAGACAUGGUGCGUCGACAGAGGUGGCCCUGUGUUCGUUGCAGUGUAUCAACCUGUUCAAACUCUCGUUGUCGCUAUUAUGGCUUCCCUUGCUUUAGGCGAAGAGUUCUACUUGGGAGGGAUCAUUGGGGCAGUGUUGAUUGUAGCGGGACUAUACUUUGUUUUGUGGGGUAAAAGUGAAGAGAGGAAAUUUGCUAGAGAACAGCUUGCUAUUGCAUCCACUACUGAUCAUAGCAUCAUAAGGCCUGCAAGCCACGCCAAAGCAUCACUUGCUCAGCCACUUCUUUCUUCAUCAACAGAGAAUGUUUGAACCAGAAAACUCAACUUCAAACCACACCAUCUUCUGGUGACAAGAAGAGAAACAGAAGAGAAAAAGUUAUCAGUUACACAUUACUAGUCACUACUACUAUCACUACUAGUACUACCUUGUGUCAGCAAGCUUUGUGUGUGUUCCAACUUCCAACCAGUUUUUUCAUCUUUUUUUCCUUUUCUUUAUUGAUCAAAAUGCUUUUGAGUAGGUUCUUUAGAAUGAGAGAAUCGUGGGAAUGAUUGUAAUGGUGGAUGCCACUUAAAGUGGGGCCUGGAGCUUGAAAUCCUCCAUAUGCUUUUGUACGUCAAUUAAUUUAUGGUUUGAUUUACGAGAAGAAAUUUUGUUA
This is a messenger RNA of Vigna umbellata (rice bean), 1658 nucleotides long. Its product is annotated as protein WALLS ARE THIN 1-like. Gene Ontology annotation, cellular component: membrane. Gene Ontology annotation, molecular function: transmembrane transporter activity. Lineage: Eukaryota; Viridiplantae; Streptophyta; Magnoliopsida; Fabales; Fabaceae. The record is from RefSeq and is a predicted model, not a curated record.